This is a messenger RNA of Acanthoscelides obtectus, 675 nucleotides long. Lineage: Eukaryota; Metazoa; Arthropoda; Insecta; Coleoptera; Chrysomelidae. The record is from the annotation of a GenBank genome assembly.
AUGCAACUUACCAAAACAAUCCUCGAUGAGCCGCGCAUACGGAUUGAUACGUUUAUUAUGCAACUUAGCAUCCUGUUCGCCCACCUUCAGUAUAUUCUCCAGCCCAUUCAGCGCCACCUGCACAAUCUUGGCGUCCAUAACCGUGAGAAGAUCAGAAAGGGGGCCGAUGCAACCCUGGGACACCAGGUAACGAAUCUGGUCGGGGGUGCCGCCACUGGUGGCGUUCGUGAUGGCCCACGCGGCCUCUUUCCGCGUUUUGAACUCGGCUUCGCUCAGGAUCUCGAUCAGGACUGGGAAGAUGUUAGCGUCUAUCACAGCCUAAGGAAGAAAUAUCCGCGAAUUAUAUUGACGAUAUGCACAGAUAAUAUGGAAAAAAGUCACAGAACACUGAAAUUUGAUGUUCUAAAUACAUGUUCUGCACUUGUGAGAUUGGAAUCUCACUUGACCAAUCCUCCUGACAUCUUAGAAAAAUCUCUCAUCACUUGUGCAGAUUCACUAGCUAAACUUAACAUACCUCUGAUGGUUCAUCUUCAGGCAGAAGUUGAUUCACCUGUACGUUCCUUCGUUUAUUCAACUGUUGAUCUCGCUUCAACUUCCUCAGCUGUACUCCUUCCUCCUCCCUGCGUCUCCUCAAUUCCACACUGUCCACUGCAGUGUUCUUAUAACGGUUCUUAA